This is a messenger RNA of Rhopalosiphum padi (bird cherry-oat aphid), 1829 nucleotides long. RefSeq lists its product as uncharacterized. Gene Ontology annotation, cellular component: perinuclear region of cytoplasm. Bases 464 to 1537 code for a protein of 357 amino acids. NCBI's taxonomy places the organism in Eukaryota, Metazoa, Arthropoda, Insecta, Hemiptera, Aphididae. Gene Ontology annotation, biological process: oogenesis; negative regulation of translation. Gene Ontology annotation, molecular function: zinc ion binding; mRNA binding. The record is from RefSeq and is a predicted model, not a curated record. The transcript is spliced from 2 exons.
CGAAGUAAACACAAGAUCGAUGUAUGAUAACGGAUGCGGGAUUUCCCACAUUUUUCCCUGGCACGAAAAUAGCACAAUUACCUAACGUAAACAUACUUACAUCUGUCUUGUGGACAAUCUGACAAUUUAUUCGAAGCGUCAUGUGUACCAGUACUAAAAUCGUUCACAUCGAGCGGCCGACGCGAUUGUCAUAUUAUAAAAAAACCCAUUUAAUUAUUUCACGCAUAUUCAAUAUAUUAUAUAUAAAUAUUUAUGAAUAUUUUUAUGUGUAUAUCGAUAUCGGGUAUAGUUUUGUUGUAUUUUAUAAUAUUUUUCACGUUGCGCCGCCGAAACAAUUUUGACGACGAUAACACAACAAUGCGAGUGUUCGACUACAAUAUUAAAAACAUAAUAAUAUAAUAAUUAUUGUCAUACCCGCCGUUCCUAGCAUAAUAAUUUAUUGUGCACAGCAGUCGCGCGCACGAUGAUUCUUCACGACGGAAUGAUGCUUGACGAUGGGUCAUCGUACCAGCAAAAAAUGUUCGACAGGGCAGCCGUGCUCUUGCAAAAGUUUCCGUUCCGGUUCCUCAACAGAGUUUCCAGAGAGAACGCAGAUCGGUCAGGCAACUCGCGCAAAAUGGUGUUUUACUACUCGAAACGUUUUCCAAACAUGUGUACGAGCUCGUCGUUCUACGAUGACAUAAUGAACAUCGCAGAAAUGCACGUGAACUAUUACCAAUCCCGUUGGUUUGAUUUUGGUGAAUUAUACUCAGAACCAUCUUUCAAUGAAUCUACAGUUCCAUGGACUAAUCGUCCAUUAUUACGACCAAUACAUUCACAAAAUACAUUUGUUCAUAGUGUCAAUUACAAUUACAAUAACAAUCAGAGGGAUUUAACAAAUAGUCAUACUCUUAAAGUUCAAUUACCUAAUAAACUAGUUACCAUUCUAGUUCCAACACCUAGUUCUGUUGAAUCAUUUUCAGCAUCUAGUUCACCAUUAGAUUUUGAAGAGCCUAUUACACCUAUAAAAGUAAUGUCUAAAAAUAAUAAUGAUUAUAAAAAAUCACCUGAAGAGAAUAAUAAUAAAAUACAUGUCAUAGAGGACGAUGAUACUAAAAACAGCAGCAUUGACUCAGAUAGUUCUAGAUCUGAUACUACUAUUGAUGAAAAGACUGUAUCAUAUGCGGAAAUCAUAAAAUAUUCCAAACCUACAAAACCAAAAAAAUCUGAAAAGCCUGAAUAUAAUAUUAUUGAAGAAUCUAAAAGAGAAUCUGUUAAAUCUAAUAGAAUUCCACCAUCUAAAAAAAUAUCAAUUAAGCUACCUGAUGCUCCGUUUCUACCAAAUAAUCAACAUUGUGCAUUUUGUAAAAACAAUGGUGAAGAAGAAUCAGUUUAUAGAACACAUUUUGUUAAAGAUGAACUAGGGAAUGUGAAGUGUCCAUUUUUAUCAAGGUAUACGUGUCCACAUUGUAAGGCAACUGGGACUAAAGCACAUACUAUUAGUAGAUGUCCAUUAAGUAAUAAAAAUAGAAUUAAUAAAUUCAAUAAACAACAGUGAUAGAACAGAAUUCAUUGUUAACAUUGUUUUAAUAUAUAUAUAUUUUUAAAUAUUAUUUGUUUAAUUUAUUGUUUCUUUUAUCAUAAUAGAGCAAAUUAUAAAUUUUAAAUUAAAAUAACUAUAUUUAAUGGAUAUUUUUUACAUUUUAUUCUUUUAGAUUUUGUUAUAAGUAUACAACUAAUAAUUAAUAAUUUAGGACAAUUUUGUUCGUGUUUAUUCAAGUUUAUAAAAUGUUAUGUUUUAAGAUUUAAAUGUUUAUAUCAGUUUAUUUAAAGAAUAAGUGAGAUUAUAA